Messenger RNA from Pocillopora meandrina, 372 nucleotides. NCBI's taxonomy places the organism in Eukaryota, Metazoa, Cnidaria, Anthozoa, Scleractinia, Pocilloporidae. The record is from the annotation of a GenBank genome assembly.
AUGGUUUCUUGGAAAAAAGACUCACACGGCCGUAUCGUCAGUUUGUUGGUCAGGAGCAACGAUGUAGAUGUUAAUUUAGUUAAUAUUUACGCUCCCACUAAUCUUGCAGAGCAAAAGAUUUUCUUUGAUUCUCUUCACGAUUUUUUUAUUCCAUCUUCUGCGAUCAUCAUCGGAGAUUUUAAUUGCUACGAUAAUGCCUUAGAUAACUUUGGUGGAAAUGUUUCUAUUCAUAAAGAAUAUGAAUCGUUGAAAAAUGACACCACCGGGAUCAAACGCGGCCCGGGUGUUUGGAAUUUGAAUAAUUCUCUGCUGAAAGAUAAGGAUUUCUGUACAUCUAUUGAGAAAUUGAUUGAUUGUCAUUUACUUUUUUGA